This is a messenger RNA of Penicillium odoratum, 1188 nucleotides long. RefSeq names its product deubiquitination module subunit SGF73. Gene Ontology annotation, cellular component: SAGA complex. NCBI's taxonomy places the organism in Eukaryota, Fungi, Ascomycota, Eurotiomycetes, Eurotiales, Aspergillaceae. Gene Ontology annotation, biological process: regulatory ncRNA-mediated heterochromatin formation; RITS complex assembly; regulation of transcription by RNA polymerase II. The record is from RefSeq and is a predicted model, not a curated record. Bases 1 to 1188 code for a protein of 395 amino acids. The transcript is spliced from 4 exons.
AUGGCGACGAACGGCGACUCCGGUCGAGCUUCUGGAAGCUUGGUGGAUGCCUCGGGCUACAAGUUCACGGAGAAGGAUACGAAGCCCGGCAAGAUGAAGGUGAAAAAGACCUCCAAGGCCUCGACCAAAAAGAAGGCAGACGAUACGAAGGAUGGACCAGUUGACUCUUCACCUACAUCCCCUCUGCCGAAGUUAGACGACAAGCUUGCCAUGUCUUUCCCGACUGGUAGACCGCGCGAGGAAGAUCUGCUCGAAACUGUUAUCUGCAAGCAUUGCAAACGGCCCAUUUUGAAAUCGUCCGCCCCAGAGCAUAUUCGUGGUUGCCUGAAGGCAAAGCAAGAGAAGGCCCGCAAGAAGAAGGAAGCUCGUGACGCAGCGAAUAGGGCCAAGGUCACGGACGGCAAAGACGACGACGAUAUCCGUGACAAGGUCGACUUUGGUGAAGACGCAAUGAAGGGACAAAAGAGUGCCAAGAAGAGCGCUGUCAAGGGCACCGAGGACGGGACCAAGAAGGGCAAGAAGCGAAAGGCAGAUGAGGAUGAUAACAAGGAGCCCAAGAAAAAGAAAAAGAAGGAUGAGCCCAAGGCUAAGACUGCCAAGCCUAAGGGUCCUGUUGAUGUUGAGAAGCAGUGUGGUGUGACCUUGCCCAACGGUGCGCAGUGCGCUCGUUCUCUCACUUGCAAGAGUCAUUCGAUGGGCGCCAAGCGCGCCGUCCCCGGCCGAUCUCUUCCAUAUGAUAUGCUACUUCAGCAAUAUCAGAAGAAGAAUCAGGCUCGCCAGCAGAAAGCCGCGAUCGAUGCCAAUGCCCCGCUCCAAGACGAAGUUGAUACGAACGGUCCGGUUGAUUCGGACGAAGAGAGAGAUCAGGUCAUGGCCGCCAUUGCCCGUUCCAACCCCAAGCCCCUCGCUGAACAUACCCUCAUAACCUCGAGCACGAAAUACCGAUAUGUCCGCAUCAAAGAACAAAUGCUACACGCGAUUGGUGGGAGAGGUGGGGGUCUUUUCUCCACUGAUGACAGCCAGCCUUUGUUUGGUGGAAGCCUAUUCCAACCAUUCGACCCCGAGAUGGAUUCAUCUUCCCCCCUGAUCCCCAAUGCUGACCCUGGUGAUGGUUCCAUGUCUGUGGAUGGAUCGAGAAAGACCCCCGUCCAAGGUGUGCGGAAAACACCUGUUGGUGUUGCGUCUUGA